Zea mays is the source of this 423-nucleotide messenger RNA. RefSeq lists its product as uncharacterized. Bases 1 to 423 code for a protein of 140 amino acids. The transcript has a single exon. Lineage: Eukaryota; Viridiplantae; Streptophyta; Magnoliopsida; Poales; Poaceae. The record is from RefSeq and is a predicted model, not a curated record.
AUGUCGUCGCGGAAGAAUCACGAGCUGCCGGAGGGAGGAGCAUGGGGAAGCGACGCCGGCCGCACGGCGGUGUGGGACACCGGGAGCUCCUUGUAUGACUCAUACAAGCUGGCCGCCGUGCGCCGGCUCCUCGACAAGCGCCUCCUCACCCUCCGCGACGCUGAAGAGACGAGGGGCAAGGGCAGGCAACUGGUGGUCAUGCCGGUCGUCAGCAGCAGGAGGGUCCACCACAGGGGGAAGGCCACGCUAAGGGCGCUCUUCAGGGCGGUGGCCACCUGUGCGGCCCGGACGAGGCAGGCGCUGCCGCUCGCCUAUGCCUACGCUGCUGGCAUGGUCCAUGACCACCAGGGUGGUUCCCCGGUCGAGCCGGAGGAUCUACCGUCCCGUCCCACGGUCAACUUUGAUGAUCAUCCCUAUGUUUAG